Messenger RNA from Fragaria vesca subsp. vesca, 3190 nucleotides. Its product is annotated as formin-like protein 6-like. The coding region runs from base 1 to 2631 and encodes 876 amino acids. Gene Ontology annotation, molecular function: actin filament binding. Gene Ontology annotation, biological process: actin cytoskeleton organization; actin nucleation. The transcript has 4 exons. Lineage: Eukaryota; Viridiplantae; Streptophyta; Magnoliopsida; Rosales; Rosaceae. The record is from RefSeq and is a predicted model, not a curated record.
AUGAGAGCUCAAUUCUUCUGCUAUUGCAUUUUACUAUCCAUCACUCUAGUCCAUUCCGCUUCUUCUGAGAAUAACAGUAACCGUAGGAUUCUCCACCAACCGCUUUUUCCGGAGAGUUCGUCUCCUCCGCCUGAGCUUCUAUCACCGCCGCCGCCGGCUCCUCCUCCGCCGGACAGCCCCGACCAGCCAUUCUUCCAUGAGUUGCCGACAGGACCUACCAAUCCGGAGCUGAGCCAACCACCGCCGGCAGUGGCACAGAACAGCUCCGUUCCGCUGCCGCAAGCGCCGCUGCCGACGAAGUCGACGAAGAAAGUUGCGGUGGCCGUCUCCGUUGGAAUCGUCACGCUCGGAAUGCUGUCGGCUCUCGCGUUUUUUCUCUACCGCCACCGGGUCAAGCACCCGUCGGAGACUCAGAAGCUCGUCAAUGGCGGAGGGAGCGGCUCGCAGCGGUUCGCCGAUGAUUCCAGAGCGGCGCCGUCGAGUUUUCUCUAUAUCGGCACCGUCGAGCCGAGCCGCACCUCGACGAGUACUGACGUCAUGAGCGGAGCGACGCCGGAAGUGAACCGUUCGCCGUACCGGAAACUCGAGUCGAUCAAGAGAUCGGAUCGGUACCGGCCGAGUCCCGAGUUGCAGCCGCUGCCGCCGUUGGCGAAGCCACCGCCGCCUCAGAACUUCGAUUCGCCGUCGCCGAUGACGUCAUCCGACGACGAAGAGAGCCACGAGACGACGUUUCACUCGCCGCAGUUGUCGUCGAUUAGCUACGAAGACGGCUAUUACACGCCGAAGCAGAGCAGCCUCUGUAAUACGGUCAGUAAUGGAAGCAAUCAGUCUCAGUCUCAGACUUCGAGUACUAAUUCGGUUCCUCACUCGAAACGAACCUCACCGAAAUCACGACUCUCAGUCUCUAACCGUGCUGCUCCGUCUCCCCCGCCGCCUCCUCCGCCGCCGCCAAUGCUGGCAAUUCAGGACUUCUAUCAAAGUGUUUCGCAUUCUCAUAAGAAGCCGAAAUUCUCGGCCCCGCCACCACCGCCAAAUAUGAGUCUGCUCCAGUCACUAGCCACCCCGACCCGCCAAGUAUCUAGAGCCCCGGUUCCACCUCCACCGCCUCCGCCACCGUCACGAAGACACGGGGAUGAUUCAGAAACAGUUGUUGAUCCUAAGCCGACUCCAGUAUCAUCGAAGCCACUGUCCUCACCCACAUCAACCCCAAACGGCUCGUGUGAGAAUGGGACGAGUAAAACGAAACCUCUUCAAAGAGCUGAGAAAAGCUUAGGCUCUGCAGAGAGUUUGGAGAAUGAUGAUUCUGGAGGAUCAAAGCCGAAGUUGAAGCCUCUUCACUGGGACAAAGUUAGAGCAACCUCUGAUAGAGCUACAGUUUGGGAUCAGCUGAAAUCAAGCUCAUUCCAAUUAAACGAAGACAUGAUGGAGACUCUUUUCGGCUGCAAUCCUGCAAAUACGACCCCAAAAGAGCCUAGUACUACUACUAGAAGAUCAGUUUUGCCACCGGUCGAACAGGAAAACAGGGUUUUGGACCCAAAGAAGUCGCAGAACAUAGCCAUAUUGUUAAGAGCACUUAAUGUAGCUAGAGAUGAGGUUGUAGAAGCUCUUUGGGAUGGUAACCCAGAAGGCUUGGGCGCCGAGCUUUUGGAGACUCUGGUUAAGAUGGCACCAACAAAGGAAGAAGAAAUUAAACUUCGAGAGUACAAGGGUGACAUCACAAAAUUAGGGUCUGCUGAACGGUUUUUGAAGGCAGUGCUUGAUAUCCCAUUUGCUUUUAAGAGAGUUGAGGCAAUGCUAUACAGAGCUAACUUUGAUACAGAAGUGAAGUACCUAAGGAAGUCUUUUCAGACGCUCGAGGAAGCAAGUGAAGAAUUGAAGAACAGUCGAUUAUUCCUAAAACUCCUUGAAGCUGUUCUUAGGACUGGAAACCGGAUGAAUGUUGGGACAAACCGUGGGGAUGCUAAAGCUUUCAAACUUGAUACACUCUUAAAACUGGUCGACAUAAAGGGAACAGAUGGAAAGACCACAUUGCUCCACUUUGUGGUUCAAGAGAUUAUAAGAUCUGAAAGUCCAGGUUCUGAAACAAAGGAGAACUUCAAGACAAAGGAAGGUGAUUUCAAAAAGCAAGGAUUGAAAAUGGUGGCAGGAUUGAGCAAAGACCUCGGCAACGUCACAAAAGCAGCAGGAAUGGACUCAGAUGUCCUAAGUAGCUAUGUGUCAAAGCUUGCAAUGGGGCUUGAGAAGGUCAGACUGGUCUUGCAGUAUGACAAGGCAGAUGCGGAUGGAAAAUUCCUCAACUCGAUGAAGCUCUUUCUGAAAGAGGCUGAGGAGGAAAUUCGUAGGAUCAAGGAUGAUGAGAAAAAGGCAUUAUUUUUGGUGAAAGAGGUUACUGAAUAUUUUCAUGGGGAUACAACAAAGGAGGAAGCUCAUCCUUUCAGAAUCUUCAUGAUCGUAAGAGAUUUUCUUAAAGUAUUGGAUCAUGUGUGCAAGGAAGUCGGGAAUAUGCAGGACAGAACACUGGUGGGUUCUGCUAGAUCAUUCCGGAUAGCUGCGACUGCUCCUUUACCGGUUCUCUCCAAGUAUCACUUGAGACAAGAUGACACCUCGGACGAUGACAGCUUUUCUCUUUGAAACUGUGUACAUGAAGCCCAGGAACCUUUAGGAGGACAACUAAACUAGAUGAAACUACCACACGCAUCACCAAUGCAUCCAACCGAAUCAGCACCACCAGUAUAUUAAUUUCUUUUGUUACAAGCAUGUCAAAGGAGUAGAAGAAUGCAGCAGCUUUUGAAAGUCUUUCCAAUAUAAGGAAAAAUCCCACUCCACAGUCCACACCGAGAGAUCUCCAUUCAGUUAAUCAGGUAAUGCUCCCGGAGAAGCAACAGAGUUUGUAUGAGAAUGCAUAGUCCAGAAAAGAUGAAACAUAAUGUUAUGGGAAGGGCAGCAUCAAAGAAGAAGAUUCUACAGUCAAAAUAUUUAAGGUCUUUCCUUUUUUUUGGGUUUUCUGCUCCAACAUACGUGCCCCAUAUAUAGUUAGGAUAGGUUUCUUCAUUUAGGUCCCAGAUCGAAGUCCCACUCAUUUUGAAAGAAGCAAGAAUGUUUUGAUGGUGGUUCAAUAUGAUGUCGUGGUUGGGUUGUGCAUUUAUUUGAUAAUUAUAAAGAAAUAAGUGGCUAUUCCUGUUCUUCAGCA